Messenger RNA from Physella acuta, 645 nucleotides. RefSeq names its product foot protein 1 variant 2-like. The record is from RefSeq and is a predicted model, not a curated record. NCBI's taxonomy places the organism in Eukaryota, Metazoa, Mollusca, Gastropoda, Physidae.
AUGCACCUCAGAUCUCCACAACCUGAUAAUCUGAAGGUGAGGUCUGCCCCACAGGUGUGGACAGUGUGGGGGUCUGCCCCACAGGUGUGGACAGUGUGGCGGUCUCCCCCACAGGUGUGGACAGUGUGGCGGUCUCCCCCACAGGUGUGGACAGUGUGGCGGUCUCCCCCACAGGUGUGGACAGUGUGGCGGUCUCCCCCACAGGUGUGGACAGUGUGGCGGUCUCCCCCACAGGUGUGGACAGUGUGGCGGUCUCCCCCACAGGUGUGGACAGUGUGGGGGUCUCCCCCACAGGUGUGGACAGUGUGGCGGUCUCCCCCACAGGUGUGGACAGUGUGGCGGUCUCCCCCACAGGUGUGGACAGUGUGGCGGUCUCCCCCACAGGUGUGGACAGUGUGGCGGUCUCCCCCACAGGUGUGGACAGUGUGGCGGUCUCCCCCACAGGUGUGGACAGUGUGGCGGUCUCCCCCACAGGUGUGGACAGUGUGGCGGUCUCCCCCACAGGUGUGGACAGUGUGGCGGUCUCCCCCACAGGUGUGGACAGUGUGGCGGUCUCCCCCACAGGUGUGGACAAUGUGGCGGUCUCCCCCACAGGUGUACAUGAGAAGUGAUAGAUUUCUAUUAAGAUUGCAAACAUGUACAUAA